GUUCCCAGCCGAGAGGCGAGAGGCUGCAUGAUUUCUGUUAAACGGCACUAACCGGAGCCCGUGGCCGGUACACUGCGUCGAGGGAUAGCAAAGACGUCAGAAUAUAUUUUCUGUUAGUUUUUGGCGUAAUUUGACGCAGUGUUUCUCCUCACCAUGACCGCUUUGUCGCUGCUGUUCUUAGCCGUGUCGGCGGCCUCUGUUCUGGCUGAAUCCACUGUCUAUUUCCGUGAGCAAUUUGAAGACGGGGAUGCCUGGAAGAGUCGCUGGGAGGAAUCCAAGCACAAGAGUGACUAUGGCAACUUUGUCCUCACUGCGGGCAAGUUCUACGGUGAUGCAGAGAAGGACAAAGGUUUGCAGACGAGCCAGGACGCCCGCUUCUACGCGCUGUCUUCACGCUUCGACGACUUCAGCAACGCGGGCCAACCCCUCGUUAUCCAGUUCACCGUCAAACACGAGCAGAACAUCGACUGCGGCGGCGGCUACGUCAAAAUUUUCCCCUCGGACCUCAAGCAGGAAGACAUGCACGGGGACUCUGUCUACAACAUCAUGUUUGGUCCUGAUAUCUGCGGGCCUGGCACAAAGAAAGUUCACGUAAUCUUUAACUACAAGGGCAAGAACCAUUUGGUUAACAAAGACAUCAGAUGCAAGGACGACGAAUUCACUCACUUGUACACGCUGAUCGUCAACCCCGACAACACGUACGAGGUGAAGAUUGACAACAAGAAGGUGGAGUCCGGCAGCCUGGAGGAGGACUGGGACUUCCUGCCCCCCAAGAAGAUUAAGGACCCCGAAGCCAAGAAACCUGAGGAUUGGGACGACCGUGAGAAAAUCCCUGACCCUGAUGAUGUCAAACCGGAGGACUGGGACAAGGUUGAGAACAUUCCAGACCCCGACGCCAAGAAGCCAGAUGACUGGGACGACGAGAUGGACGGAGAGUGGGAGCCUCCCAUGAUCGCUAACCCUGAAUACAAGGGCGAGUGGAAACCCAAAGAGAUCAGCAACCCCGCCUACAAAGGCAAGUGGGUCCACCCUGAGAUCGACAACCCCGAGUACACCGCCGACGCUGAGAUCUACAAGUACAACAGCGUCGGCGUCAUUGGACUCGACCUGUGGCAGGUUAAGUCUGGCACCAUUUUUGACAACUUCCUGAUCACCAACGACCCGAAACUGGCUGAGGAAGUCGGCGACGACACAUGGGGCAAAACUAAGGACGCCGAGAAGAAAAUGAAAGACAGCCAGGACGAGGAAGAACGAAAGAUCCGCGAGGAGGAGGACAAACAGAGGAGAGAGGAGGCGAAGGACGACGAGGAGGAUGGUGAAGACAAGGAUGAAGAGGACGAGGAGGAAGACGGCGAAGAGGAGAACGAGGAUGAGGAGGAGGAAGACGAGGACGACGGAGACUCCCCCAUGAAGGAUGAGUUAUAAACAGUUGAAAGGGUGGACUGUCUAUGACCCACAAAAAACUCACCCAGUGGGAGGAGUUUUGUUUGUUUACAAAAGACCGAAAGAAUUAAAAAAUACAAAUUUAACUAUACCAUAAUAAUAUGGCAUAAUAGAUAAAAACUGUGAUGAUUAUAAUAGAAACAAAUCUGUCACAGUGAAUGUCCAGACAAGAAAACCACGUUUUUUUAUUUGCAUUUAGUAUGAUAAUGAAAUGGCUGUAAAAGAGUUUCUUUGGCCAAAAUCGAGGUUGUUUCAACGUGACAAAUCUUUUUCUUUAUGUAAAAAUGUUCUUUACCUCAUGUUUCGUCUCGUAAUGCUGUCUGAUUCUAUUUUGUCAAUCACUAAUUUCAAGAGCUCACUAAAAGGAUCACAUUAAUCAAUGUGAUCUCAAAACAUAACGAGGAAAUCCCUUGAGGGCGGAUGUUUGCACUGUACAGUGAGUACCACAUUUGUGCACAUAAGAUAGUUUCUGAAUAGUUGUCUCAUUUUAGGUUUACUCUUCGUUUGGUGUGUAUGCAGUCAACUGUCUUCAUUUGAAUGCCCAUAGAGGCUGGGCGCCGAUCCUUUUUGUAAAAGACGACAUUUUGUACUAAUACUGCUGGUAAUUUAAGUGAGGGGAUUUGUCGUUACAAUGCAAGGAAAUGAAUUAUGUCCAAUAAAAACAACCACAGGAAAAUAA
This is a messenger RNA of Corythoichthys intestinalis (scribbled pipefish), 2122 nucleotides long. RefSeq names its product calreticulin (gene calr). Lineage: Eukaryota; Metazoa; Chordata; Actinopteri; Syngnathiformes; Syngnathidae. Gene Ontology annotation, molecular function: calcium ion binding. Gene Ontology annotation, biological process: protein folding. The record is from RefSeq and is a predicted model, not a curated record. The coding region runs from base 154 to 1425 and encodes 423 amino acids. Gene Ontology annotation, cellular component: endoplasmic reticulum; endoplasmic reticulum membrane. The transcript has 9 exons.